Molecule: messenger RNA, 1743 nt
Organism: Symbiodinium sp. CCMP2592
Lineage: Eukaryota; Dinophyceae; Suessiales; Symbiodiniaceae
Source: the annotation of a GenBank genome assembly
AUGCGAGCUGUGCUUGGCCUGCGCUGCACCACUUGGCGGUUGUCGGUGGUCGGCCGGCGGCACUUCUCGUACGAGGACACCCUGGCUUUCCGCUUGCAUGGCCCAAAACCACAAGCUGUGGUCAUCCAUCCCGUUCUGACGGCCGGCGCUGCUGGCUGGGGGAAACCUUGGCAACAAAUCCUCUGGGAUGCUGAGGAGGCACUGGGCCUGGCGAGAGCCAACCGAUGGGACUUACUGCCAGGACCAAACGGCGAGCCUUCUGGGGGCUGGGACCACGAGGCUUUUGCGGCUGCUGAGGCAGAAGACCUGCUUCGACGCCAGGCCUCGGGUGCCUGGUCGGCGCCUGAAGGCUGGCACCUCGACCGCGGAGAGGAGGAGAGCGAUGACGAGUAUGACAUACAUGAAGCGGCCUGGAAAAACGGCAAGGUGAAGAGACAAUGGGCAGAGACUUGCAUCCAGAAGGUCCGGCAGAUAGAUCCAAACACCUUCUUCGGCAAGGGCAAGGUCACCGAGCUGGCUUUGUAUUUGGCCGAGAAUCCAUGUAGCUAUGUCUUCAUCAACACGACGCUGACACCGAACCAGACGCGCAAUCUGGAGACGGUAUUCAACAAUGCCGUGGCAGCAGGGGACGCAAACGAGCGGCGUGAGCAGGGCUUGGCAGUCCCAAAAGGGGGCAGCAAGGCCUCUGUAGAGGUCAUCGACCGCAACCGCUUGGUACUAGAGAUCUUCAGCCUACGAGCUCGCACACCGCAGGCCAAAGUGCAGGUGGGGCUGGCCCGGCUGGAGUAUCUGAAGACUCGGCUUACCUUGGGCACCAAAGCGCGCCUGCGGGAAACGAUCAAGCUGCUACACGAGCAAGUGGGCCCCUUCAAAGAGGUCACUGGCUUCAAGAGCGACGUGGAGAUUCAGUACCACUACGAGACGACGCCGUUUGAAACAGAGCGGACACUCCUACGCAUCGCGCAAGCGCGUAUGAAGAAGUUUCUGGAGACGGAGAAGAGGUCGCGGAAGCUGCAGCGCAUAAACCGCGAGGGUGUGCCAACUAUCGGCAUCGUGGGAUACACGAACGCAGGGAAGACCUCUCUGAUGAACCGCCUCACCGAUGCAGGCCUACGUGAAAGAGACCUCCUGUUCCAGACCCUGGAUACAACAAUGAGGAGGGUCAAGCUGCCUUCCGGCGGGCAUGCAAUCAUUGCUGACAGCAUUGGCUUCAUCCAGCACUUGCCGCACAAUCUCUUUGCGGCUUUCCAGUCAACACUAGACGAGAUCGUGAGCUGCGACGUGCUACUGCAUGUCAGGGACAUUGCACAUCCCCAGCGCACCAUGCAGAAGGACAUCGUGCUGAAGACGCUGCGUAGCGCUGGAAUGCCUGAGAACAAGCUGCAGUCCUCGGUGAUCGAGGUGUGGAACAAGAUCGACCUCCUGAGCUCUCUGAGCUAUGUGCCUCCAGAAGCCGUGCCCAUCUGCGCGGCGGACGGCACCGGGGUGGACGACCUGCUCCACGUCCUGGAUGCUGUUAUAGGCGCCCAGCUCGACAAGCAGCGGCGAACGGUGAAGUUUCCUCAGCAGCUCAUGCCACAGGUGAUGGCCUUUCUUCACAAGAACGGCGCGGUGGAUCAAGAAUCACUGUCCAUCGAAGAGGACGGCGACUCAAAGACGGCGCAGGUGUGCAUUGAUGCUGUGCUGCCGGCCGUGGGCUGGAAGCGCUGGGAAGCAGAGUGGCGAAAUCUUCAAGAGAUCUGA